ACCACCCAUUGUAAAACCACCUCCUUAUCCGAAACCUCCAGUUGCCAAACCACCUCCCCAUCCCAAACCUCCUGUUGUCAAACCACCUCCCCAUCCCAAACCUCCUGUUGUCAAACCACCUCCCCAUCCCAAACCUCCUGUUGUCAAACCACCUCCCUAUCCCAAACCUCCUGUUGUCAAACCACCUCACCUAUCCCAAACCUCCUGUUGUCAAACCACCCUCCCUAUCCCAAACCUCCUGUUGUCAAACCACCUCCCUAUCCCAAACCUCCUGUUGUCAAACCACCUCACCAUCCCAAGCCUCCUGUUGUCAAACCACCUCCCCAUCCCAAACCUCCUGUUGUCAAGCCUCCAGUUGUCAAACCACCUCCCCAUCCCAAACCACCAGUUGUACUGCCUCCACCAUAUACCCCGAAGCCCCCGGUUGUACUGCCUCCACCAUAUACCCCGAAGCCCCCGGUUGUACUGCCUCCACCAUAUACCCCGAAGCCCCCGGUUGUACUGCCUCCACCAUAUACCCCGAAGCCCCCGGUUGUACUGCCUCCACCAUAUACCCCGAAGCCCCCAGUUGUACUGCCUCCACCAUAUACCCCCAAGCCCCCAGUUGUACUGCCUCCACCAUAUACCCCCAAGCCCCCAGUUGUACUGCCUCCACCUUCACCACCUGUUGUAGUGCCAAGCCCACCAUCAACACCAACCCCAACCCCAGUUGUCCCAGUGAAGCCUCCUCCACCCACUGAAACACCAUGCCCUCCUCCACCACCAAAGGUAGUACCACCCCCAACAUCACCACCUCCAAAGUCGCCACCGAAGGACACGUGCCCCAUCGACACCUUAAAGUUGGGAGCUUGUGUAGAUGUGCUGGGUGGACUUAUCCACAUUGGAAUUGGGAGCAGUGCCAAAGAUGCAUGUUGUCCGGUGCUUCAGGGACUGGUGGACUUGGACGCUGCUAUUUGCCUUUGCACCACGAUCAAGGCUAAGCUUCUCAAUAUCAACCUCAUCAUCCCCAUUGCUCUUCAGGUGCUCAUUGAUUGUGGGAAGACACCUCCCUCUGGAUUCCAGUGUCCUGCAUAGGUGAUCAUCAUGUCAUAUUCCUAAAUCACAGUUAGUGGUUGUUAAUCAUGUCGUCAUUUAGCAAUAUGUGGCGCCACCUAGCCAAUAAUAGCAUGUCAAAGCGUGGAAGUAAAAACUGCUUCUUAAGGAUAAAUAUCUGUAAUUUGGUUUUGUUUUGCUUAUUUGAAGAGUGCAUCAGGUCGAUCGAAACACUGUGGUAAUUAAUUAAGUCAUGUUAAUUUGGUGAGCUGUGGAUGUUUCUAUUUUGGAAUGUUAUAACUUGAGCUUAAAGAACUUGAUUAAUUCACUGUUAA
This is a messenger RNA of Malus domestica (apple), 1367 nucleotides long. Lineage: Eukaryota; Viridiplantae; Streptophyta; Magnoliopsida; Rosales; Rosaceae. The record is from RefSeq and is a predicted model, not a curated record.